Messenger RNA from Dendronephthya gigantea, 919 nucleotides. Its product is annotated as homeobox protein SIX2-like. Gene Ontology annotation, biological process: regulation of transcription by RNA polymerase II. The transcript has 2 exons. NCBI's taxonomy places the organism in Eukaryota, Metazoa, Cnidaria, Anthozoa, Malacalcyonacea, Nephtheidae. The record is from RefSeq and is a predicted model, not a curated record. Bases 206 to 919 code for a protein of 237 amino acids. Gene Ontology annotation, molecular function: RNA polymerase II cis-regulatory region sequence-specific DNA binding; DNA-binding transcription factor activity, RNA polymerase II-specific. Gene Ontology annotation, cellular component: transcription regulator complex; nucleus.
CGCGUCUGCGCAUUAGGUGGGCAUACUUUGAUAGAGCAAAUGAAAUUUGCAUUAAACGCGCAAAGGAAACAUUUUUGUCUCGCAUGGUCUAAGCGCGCGCUGAAAGUGUAUUUUAGGAGGACAACAAUUUUUUUUUGGAAAUCUUCCGAGUUUUAAGAUCUCUGGCGAAUAACCGGCGAGAGUCGGAAUUGAACGUAAGAAAAUUAUGCUUCCAACUUUAAAUUUUACCCCCGAGCAAGUGGCAUGUGUAUGCGAGGUACUCCAGCAUAGCAAUGACAUGGAAAGGCUAGCGAGGUUUCUAUGGUCUUUGCCAGAACACGACAGUGUGCAGAAGGAAGUGAGCGUUCUCAAGGCGAAGGCCGCGGUGUAUUUUCACCAAGGAAACUUUCAGGAGCUCUAUCGUAUCUUGGAGAGCAAUAAUUUCCCCGUUUCUUCGCACAACAAGCUGCAAUCGCUGUGGAUGAAGGCGCACUACAUCGAGGCGGAAAAAUUGAGAGGAAGGCCGUUGGGCGCCGUUGGAAAGUACAGAGUUCGACGGAAAUUUCCAUUACCGCGGACAAUAUGGGAUGGCGAGGAGACAAGCUAUUGCUUCAAAGAACGCUCGCGGAAUAUACUACGCGAAUGGUAUACGCACAAUCCUUACCCCUCUCCUCGGGAAAAACGCGAACUCGCAGAAGCCACCGGACUGACAACCACACAAGUGAGCAAUUGGUUUAAAAACAGAAGACAGCGCGAUCGAGCUGCCGAAGCUAAAAGCAGGGACCCUAACAAUAACACAAUGGACGAACAACACUCUCCGAAAAUGAAUCUAGUUACGCGUCAUAGCGGGGCUGGACGGAAUGAAACAAAAUGGUUUAACUCAUGUGGAUUUUGGCUGUCUGCCUCCCUCACACAAUCCUCAGCCACCCAUCAAACUUGA